CGAGCAGGCUGCAGAGUUGAAGUGCAGCCGACAUGGGCAACUUGAAGAGUGUGGGCCAGGAGCCUGGGCCACCCUGUGGCCUCGGGCUCGGGCUGAGCCUCGGACUAUGUGGCAAGCAAGGUCCAGCCUCUCCAGCACCAGAGCCUAGCCAGGCACCAGCAUCCCCAUCCCCGACCCCGCCAGCACCAGACCACAGCUCCCCACUAACUCGGCCCCCAGAGGGACCCAAGUUCCCUCGAGUGAAGAACUGGGAAGUGGGCAGCAUUACCUACGACACCCUCAGUGCCCAGGCUCAGCAGGAUGGACCUUGUACCCCAAGACGCUGCCUAGGAUCCCUGGUAUUUCCAAGGAAGCUACAGAGCCGGCCCUCCCAGGGUCCUCUACCCACUGAGCAGCUGUUAGGUCAGGCCAGGGACUUCAUCAACCAGUACUACAGCUCCAUCAAGAGGGGUGGCUCCCAGGCCCAUGACCAGCGGCUUCAGGAAGUAGAGGCUGAGGUGGCAGCCACUGGCACCUACCAGCUCCGGGAAAGUGAGUUGGUAUUCGGAGCUAAGCAGGCCUGGCGCAAUGCUCCCCGCUGUGUGGGCCGGAUCCAGUGGGGAAAGCUGCAGGUGUUUGAUGCCCGGGACUGCAGAACUGCACAGGAAAUGUUCACCUACAUCUGCAACCACAUCAAGUAUGCCACCAACCGAGGCAACCUUCGUUCGGCCAUCACAGUGUUCCCCCAGCGCUGCCCCGGCCGGGGAGACUUCCGGAUCUGGAACAGCCAGCUGAUACGCUACGCAGGCUAUAGGCAACAGGAUGGCUCCGUGCGAGGGGACCCUGCCAACGUGGAGAUCACUGAGCUCUGUGUCCAGCAUGGUUGGACCCCAGGAAAUGGUCGCUUUGACGUGCUGCCUCUGCUGCUCCAGGCCCCUGAUGAGUCCCCAGAACUCUUCACUCUGCCCCCAGAGCUGGUCCUCGAGGUGUCCCUGGAGCACCCCACGCUGGAGUGGUUCACUGCCCUGGGCCUGCGCUGGUACGCCCUCCCAGCUGUGUCCAACAUGCUGCUAGAAAUCGGGGGCCUUGAGUUCCCUGCCGCCCCCUUCAGUGGCUGGUACAUGAGCUCAGAGAUUGGCAUGAGGGACUUGUGUGACCCUCACCGUUACAACAUUCUUGAGGACGUGGCCGUCUGUAUGGAUUUAGACACCCGGACAACCUCAUCCCUGUGGAAAGACAAGGCGGCCGUGGAGAUUAAUGUGGCCGUGCUGCACAGUUACCAGCUCGCCAAAGUGACCAUUGUGGACCACCAUGCCGCCACUGCCUCCUUCAUGAAGCACCUGGAGAACGAACAAAAGGCCAGGGGGGGCUGCCCUGCUGACUGGGCCUGGAUCGUGCCCCCCAUCUCCAGCAGCCUCACUCCUGUCUUCCAUCAAGAGAUGGUCAACUAUGUCUUGUCACCUGCCUUCCGCUACCAGCCAGACCCCUGGAAGGGAAGUGCAGCGAAGGGCACAGGCAUCACCAGGAAGAAGACCUUUAAGGAAGUGGCCAAUGCAGUGAAGAUCUCUGCCUCACUCAUGGGCACAGUGAUGGCAAAGCGCGUGAAGGCAACCAUCCUGUAUGGCUCUGAGACUGGCAGAGCCCAGAGCUAUGCACAGCAGCUGGGGAGGCUCUUCCGGAAGGCGUUUGACCCCCGGGUCCUGUGCAUGGAUGAGUACGAUGUGGUGUCCCUAGAACAUGAAGCACUGGUGUUGGUGGUGACCAGCACAUUCGGGAACGGAGAUCCCCCAGAGAAUGGAGAGAGCUUUGCAGCAGCGUUGAUGGAGAUGUCAGGCCCCUACAACAGCUCCCCAAGGCCUGAGCAACAUAAGAGUUACAAAAUCCGAUUCAACAGUGUCUCAUGCUCAGACCCCCUGGUGUCCUCUUGGCGACGCAAGAGGAAGGAAUCUAGCAACACAGACAGUGCAGGGGCCCUGGGCACCCUCAGGUUCUGUGUGUUUGGACUGGGAUCUCGGGCCUACCCCCACUUCUGUGCCUUUGCACGGGCUGUGGAUACACGGCUAGAAGAGCUGGGUGGGGAGCGGCUACUACAGCUGGGCCAGGGUGACGAGCUCUGUGGCCAGGAGGAGGCCUUUCGUGGCUGGGCACAGGCUGCCUUCCAGGCCGCCUGUGAGACCUUCUGUGUGGGAGAGGAUGCCAAGGCCGCUGCUCGGGACAUCUUCAGCCCCAAACGCAGCUGGAAGCGCCAGAGGUAUCGACUGAGUACCCAGGCUGAGGGCCUGCAGCUGCUGCCAGGCCUGACCCACGUGCACAGGCGGAAGAUGUUCCAGGCUACGAUCCUCUCUGUGGAAAACCUGCAGAGCAGCAAAUCUACCCGGGCCACGAUCCUGGUGCGCCUGGACACCGGAGGCCAGGGAGGGCUGCAGUACCAGCCAGGGGACCACAUAGGUGUGUGCCCACCCAACCGGCCUGGACUCGUGGAGGCAUUGCUGAGCCGUGUGGAGGACCCACCCCCACCCACAGAGCCCGUGGUCGUGGAGCAGCUGGAGAAGGGAAGCCCUGGUGGCCCUCCCCCCGGCUGGGUACGGGACCCCCGGCUGCCCCCAUGCACGCUGCGACAGGCUCUCACCUUCUUCCUGGACAUCACUUCCCCGCCCAGUCCUCGUCUCCUUCAACUGCUCAGCACCCUGGCCGAAGAGUCCAGCGAACAGCAGGAACUUGAGGCCCUCAGCCAGGACCCCCGACGCUAUGAAGAGUGGAAGUGGUUCCGCUGCCCCACGCUGUUGGAGGUGCUGGAGCAGUUCCCAUCAGUGGCCCUGCCUGCCCCACUGCUCCUCACCCAGCUGCCCCUGCUCCAGCCCCGGUACUACUCAGUCAGCUCAGCACCCAGCACCCACCCAGGAGAGAUCCACAUCACUGUGGCUGUGCUGGCAUACAGGACCCAGGAUGGGCUGGGCCCUCUUCACUAUGGUGUCUGCUCCACGUGGCUGAGCCAACUCAAGGCUGGAGACCUGGUACCCUGCUUCAUCAGGGGGGCUCCCUCCUUCCGACUGCCACCUGAUCCCAACUUGCCCUGCAUUCUGGUGGGCCCAGGGACUGGCAUUGCACCCUUCCGGGGAUUCUGGCAAGAGCGACUGCACGAUAUUGAGAGUAAAGGGCUGCAGCCGGCUCCCAUGACUUUGGUGUUCGGCUGCCGAUGCUCCCAACUGGAUCAUCUCUACCGAGAUGAGGUGCUGGACGCCCAGCAGCGCGGGGUGUUUGGACAUGUCCACACCGCCUUCUCCAGGGAUCCUGGCAGCCCCAAGACCUACGUGCAGGACAUCCUGAGGACUGAGCUGGCUACGGAAGUGCACCGCGUGCUGUGCCUCGAGCAAGGCCACAUGUUUGUGUGCGGGGAUGUCACCAUGGCAACCAGCGUGCUGCAGACAGUGCAGCGAAUUCUGGCGACAGAGGGCGACAUGGAGCUGGACGAGGCGGGUGACGUCAUCGGCGUGCUGCGGGAUCAGCAACGCUACCACGAGGACAUUUUUGGGCUCACAUUGCGCACCCAGGAGGUGACAAGCCGUAUACGCACCCAGAGUUUUUCUUUGCAGGAGCGACAGUUGCGGGGUGCAGUGCCCUGGGCCUUCGACCCGCCCAACCCAGACAACCCUGGUUCAUGACCACCCAGUCUGUUCCCGGAGAGAGGGGUUGUCCCACUGGUCAGCUGACCAGGACCAGACACUGUCCCUCUCUUCCCGAGGCGCCUCCAUCAGAACUGUCUUCUCUCUCCA
This is a messenger RNA of Nannospalax galili (Upper Galilee mountains blind mole rat), 3752 nucleotides long. RefSeq names its product nitric oxide synthase 3 (gene Nos3). Gene Ontology annotation, biological process: nitric oxide biosynthetic process. The transcript has 26 exons. The record is from RefSeq and is a predicted model, not a curated record. Bases 33 to 3641 code for a protein of 1202 amino acids. Gene Ontology annotation, molecular function: flavin adenine dinucleotide binding; heme binding; nitric-oxide synthase activity. Lineage: Eukaryota; Metazoa; Chordata; Mammalia; Rodentia; Spalacidae.